AGAAUGGCUAUCAAUUUAAAUGCAAAGAACGAUAAUAUUAUUAACCUAAUAGAAAAACCUAAAGAGAAAUUCAUCAAAAGCCCAAGAUAUCAAUCGAUUCAUAAAGAACGAAUGAAACGCGAGAUUGCUAAUACAAAAAGUGAACAUAAGACUUUCGGGGUUCCGAAAGUAUCGUUGAACUUGCCAUCAGAUUUUUUGAAGAAAAAUCAUUUAAACGCGGAGAAGCCAAAGGUCAAUCAUGUGCAUUACCGACGUCCGAAUUAUCAACAUAAUCUACCAAAGUGGACACCCAUUAAAAUGCGUACAACCACAUCCUACGGCCAGUUUCCAGAGUUUCCCCACGAUCCCCUUAAAAUUGGUAGAUUGAAUUUUCGCAAACGGAAUAUCGAGAAUGUCAAAAAUUUUGCUGGAAAACAUAUAAAUUUGAAUCUUGCCUAUACCCGACAUGGUGACAAUCACGAUCUGAUACGUAGUGGCUUAAUACCGAUUUAUAUUCAUAAGAAGAAUUUUGGUGUAGUGCCAACUUAUUUAAGAAAAGGGUCAUUUACAAAAUGUCCAAAUAAAAAACGUCAAGAUCAAACAGAUGAAUUAAACGAACAACAUAGCUAUGGAAAAUCUUGUAGAUAUGUUACUCAAGAUGAAAAAGCAAAAUUAGUAAAAGAGAUGAAAAAGAAAUGGGCAGAAAUUAUGAAGCAAUUUCAAUGUCUACCAUUUCUUAUAGAUACUGUAGCAAAAAUUAAAAGAAAAAUUACAAUAGAACAGAAAUUGAAUCAGCUUGAAAAAGACAUUGAAUUGCUUGAAAAUCAUCAAUAUAUUUAUGUUUACGAUGAUGCAGAUAUAAAACAGUAA
This is a messenger RNA of Ceratosolen solmsi marchali, 849 nucleotides long. RefSeq names its product enkurin. The coding region runs from base 4 to 849 and encodes 281 amino acids. The transcript is spliced from 4 exons. The record is from RefSeq and is a predicted model, not a curated record. Gene Ontology annotation, molecular function: calmodulin binding. Gene Ontology annotation, cellular component: axonemal microtubule; acrosomal vesicle. NCBI's taxonomy places the organism in Eukaryota, Metazoa, Arthropoda, Insecta, Hymenoptera, Agaonidae.